GUAAAAAAUACAGGUUUUCUCCCAUGAUCACACGGGUUUCACUUCUCCGCUUGCAGCACGCAAGAAAGGUUUUAACAACUACAGCAUCUACUAGCUCCAAACCAUCGACGCUGACUAUCGGAAGUGUUAGUGUACAACUUCAAGAUGCAAAGAACCCAGACUUUGUCCCAGCCUUCUAUGGGCAGAAAAACAAUCCCCCACAGGAUUUGCUCCCACAUUUGAGAUGGCUCAUUCAAAAAGACAAAUUAAAGCAAGACGUGUUUCUGCUGGGAGUGCCGGGAAAAAUCAGAUUGGAACUUGUCUUGAGAUAUUUGGAAGCUACAAAUCGAGAGUUUGAGUACCUACCAAUCACUAGAGACACCACCGAAGCAGAUAUCAAACAGCGACGUGAAAUUAGAGAUGGAACUGCAUAUUACACAGACUUGUGUGCGGUUCGUGCAGCAUUGAAAGGAAGAGUGCUAGUAAUUGAUGGUGUGGAAAGAGCCGAACGAAACGUGCUUCCAAUCCUGAACAAUCUUUUGGAAAAUCGAGAAAUGCAAUUGGACGAUGGAAGAUUUUUGAUGAAGCAUGACAAAUACGAUGAGCUGAAGGUGAAAUACGAUGAAGCGACACUGAAGAAGAUGGGAAUGGAGCGAGUUUCUGAAAACUUCCAUGUCAUAGCCCUUGGUCUUCCCGUACCAAGAUUCCCGGGAAAUUCUUUGGAUCCGCCGUUCCGAAGCAGAUUCCAAUGCAGAAAUAUUCAGGAGCUAUCGUUCCACACAUUUUUGGAACAAGCGAAGCUCAUUGCUCCAAACGUUAGUGAGACAAAUCUUAACGAUUUGAUAUCCGUUGUGUAUGCCUAUAAUUCGGAAGCGUCAACUUCAAGACCAAGAAUCGGCACAGCUGUCGUAGAGAAUACAUUGAAGAUUUGGAACGAGAAUCCCAGCUAUUCCGCAGGAGAAAUUGUCAACUUCUCAUAUCCUGCCAAAGAAGUUCUAUCUGACAGUGAAAAAGAUCUUAUCAACACAUUCAAGACAAAGUUUGAAUUGAGUACUCAUGAACGCACCAGAGAACUGAAAACGGACGGUGCUUUACAUACGGUUCAAGUUCCUGCUGACAAGAGAAAGAUCCAGAUGAAGCUGCCAACACCAUCACAUCCUACUUCAUUUGCGUCUACUUGGAUUCCAACCGCAAAGCAAGAAAAUCUGAUCGCGGAUCUUGCUCUAGCAUUUUCGAAAGGAGACUUUAUCCUAAUUGGACCAAAAGGCUCUGGGAAAUCGAGAAUCCUUGGCGAACUUUCACGACGUCUCAAUUUCAAUUAUGUCACAAUGGUUCUGCAUCAAGAUAUGAACACCAGAGAGCUUAUCCAACGCAGACAUAUGAAAGAAAAUGGCGAUACAGUUUGGGAAGACUCGAUUCUUGUGACUGCAGCAAGAAAUGGAGAUGUCUGUGUUUUGGAUGGUGUCGAAAUGGUGCAUUCUAGUGUUAUUAUGUCACUCUCGCAGUUGAUUUAUCAUCGAAGAUUUGAUCUACCAAAUGGAAAUCGUCUUGUUGGAGAGAAAGAGUUUUUGACUAUUAUGGAAAGAGAUGGAGUUGAUGAAGCAACAAUGAACGAAAGAGGUGUAUUCCAAAUUCCUGACUCCUUCCGCGUUUUGUUUGUUGGUGAGUCCCAGUCGAAAGAGCAUAAAUGGAUCAACGAAAAUGUGCUCUCCAUCCUGCCAUUCUACACUGUCCCAAAUCUAUCGCUCUCCGAGCAAAUGAGUAUCAUUUCGGAAAUCACCCAUGGAUCCAACACUGAAUCUGUGGACAAACUUAUCAAGUUUGUGCAAACUAUCAAAAACUCCAAUGAUGCUGGGUUAAAAAAUACUGCAACAAGUUUGUCGCUUCGUCGAUUGAUUCACAUUGCAAAACGAGAUCUGAUGCAGCCGGGACACUUGAGAGAGCUUGUAGAAAAAGCUGCUCUCUCAAAGUUCCUCCCACAAAUCACCAAGGAAACAUUCGAACAUGAGCUCAACACUGCAAACGUCUUUAAUGAUACUACUAUUCGCACAAAGGAGAAUGAGAAGUUCCUUGACAUGAUUCGAGCAAACACUAUAAAAGCGGAAGAUGAAGCUCUUAUUCCAAAUGUGCUAUUCCACCAUAAUAAGCAGCACGACGAAAUUCUAGAGGACAUGGCAAGAGACAUGAAACUGGGAAGUCAUUUGCUUUUGAUCGGUAACCAAGGAGUCGGAAAAAAUAAACUCACUGAUAGGUUCCUUCACCUAAUAAAUCGACCGAGACAGUACAUGCAGCUUCACAGAGAUACCACAGUACAAACGUUAACAAUGCAGACCGUAGUAGAAAAUGGAAUCAUUCGUCAUGAAGAUAGUGCGUUGGUGAAGGCAGCACGAAGUGGUCAGAUUCUUGUGAUUGAUGAAGCUGACAAAGCGCCUCUACACGUGAUCGCUAUUUUGAAAAGUCUUCUCGACACAGGAACAUUGGUGCUUGGAGAUGGGAGAACACUUCGUCCAGCAAGUUCUUUCACAGAAGCUGAUAAAACAAAUGAUCGCAUUGUUCCAAUUCAUCCCAACUUUAGAAUUAUCAUGCUUGCCAACAGACCUGGAUUCCCAUUCCUUGGCAACAAUUUGUUUGCUGUACUUGGUGAUCUGUUUGCAAUUCACAUGAUUGAUCACCCAGGAAGAGAUAGUGAACUCGCAAUGAUUAAGAAAUUUGGACCAACGGUUCCUGUAAAAACUCUUAACCAACUUUUAACAAUUUUCAACGAGCUGCGCGAAAAAACUGACCAAGGACUUUUACAGUAUCCUUACUCGACUCGAGAACUUGUUAAUAUUGUUCGCCAUUGCAAUGAAUUCCCAACGGAUCCCCUACCAGAAGUUUGUCGAAAUGUGUUUGACUUUGAUUCAUACAGUGAAGACACCAUUGCCACAAUUCAUGAAGUAUUCCAGAAGCACGGAGUACCUUUAGGUGUAAUAAGAACCGGUGAAAGUCUGUCUAUAAUGGAGAGAAUCCCAUUGGGAGAAAUGAAAACUAUCGGAAAAUGGUCAAGACAAAAAGUCGAAUUUCCAAAGUCGUAUGGGUUCAAGACGCCGGUGGCUGUGGAAAUUGAGCGGCCAGAAAAAAUGGAAUUCGGUUUACGCAAGUUGGACAAACAGAGCAACAGAAACAAUGUUUUCUCGGAGUUGCAUUGUGUCUGGAAGUUGCCUACUGACGAGUCAAACAUAAUUUCGGAUGGUAUUCGUAUCAAUGAUGACUUGCUUGUUGCAAGUGUGAAUCCUCCACGCCUAUAUCAUUGCAAAGAUUUUAUGGAUACAGAAUCGGUUGACGAAAUCAACAUACACAAGAUUAUCCCUCGUUUUCGUGCAAUUAACAAACCACGAAUUAGACUAGCAUAUCUUGGUGGAGACAAUGUGCUGCUACACGAAGAAGAGGCGAACUUCACAGCGAUCAUCAGCUUGCCCGACAAAAUGGCGGCUGUUGUUACAAAGCAAACGAGUUUGGGUGAAACGCUUGGAGCUAUGUUUACCGGUUCCAAUUAUUCAUGGAGAUUAUCAAAUCAACAAAGCAAUCACGCUUUGCUUUAUGAGUGUGGAGGGCGCGAAAUGCUGGUGUAUACCGAUGAAAAACACGGAGUCACUGUCCAGAACGGCACGGUACCGUUUAACAUCAAACGAGUAUUUGCUUCAGCUCCUCAACAAUGGACUGUAGUUUCAAUGGAAAAUGAGAACUAUCUUCUGAAGGUGGAACUCGGAAAUUUUACUUUGGAGAAAAUUGACAACGAUUUGGAAGGCGGCCUAGAUACGGUUGCAACAAAGUUGGACAAGAAUGCAAUGACUUUAGUUGCCGAGCCAUACUACUUUGUUCAAGGAAACCAUUCUGGAAGUGUUUCCGGCGUACUCCGAAAGAAAUCUGAAAAUACGUUUCAUAAACGGCCGUAUAGCUUUACUGACGAUAGAAUUGCUGCAAAUGAUGUGAGCAGGGAAAAUGCAUUUUUGGGCAGUACAUUGGUUCGUGCAGUACCUGGGUUCAUGACUCCAACGGAAUGUGUCGAAGAGAAAAUAAGGCCAUUCGAUUGUAUUGGAUUCCUCGAGACAAUCGAUACGGAAAGAAAGAAAAUCUGCUAUGUACCGGUUCCGCAUAGUGGGAAUAUCAGUUUAUACCAAGACUGGGUAGCUUCAAUCACCAAAUCCGCAUUCCAUAUUGUUCCAUGGGACAAUGAUAAAGUUCUCACUGUUGACAGCUCUGGAAGCAUUCGUUCUUUCGAAUUAAGAAUGUCGACAUUGGAAAAAUCAUUUGAUGACUGGAAGCGGAUGACUGGAGGGGCGGAUGAUGAGAAGUUGAGAAUGGAGUUUGAUAGAAAACCAGACGACGUAGACUUUAAUAAACUUGAUGAGCCAAAACUCGGAAAGAUCGACCCCAACAAUGCACCUCAUCACGGUGGAAAUCAAUGGAUGGGAGGAACUGGUGGAUACAAUACUGCAGGUCUCGGAGGAAUUGGAGGGCCGUUCAGACUUGACGCAGGUCAUGAUGUCCAUCAAAUGCCAGAUUUUGCUAAGCAACAAGUCCCGAAGCACAUAUUGAAAAAAGCCCGGGAGAUUGCAAAAGUAGAGUAUGCAAAGAAAUUGAGGGAAAUCAACAUGUCGGAGUAUGACGCCGAUGCCUAUGAAAAAGUGUGGAACAAAGUUCAAGCUCCAUCAAGAAAACUAGCAUCUGUGAUUGACCAAUUGGAGGCAAAGAAAAAAGAAAGAGAAUGGACAAAGCAUCAAACUAGCGGAGAUUUGGAUGACGGAAAAUUGAUUGAAGGAGUCACCGGAGAGCAGAAUAUUUACAGGCGACGCAUCGACAAAGUUCCAGAUCCGGGAGCUCCACAAACAAAGCCAAAACGCCUGAAAGUAUGCUUGGAUGUUUCUGGUUCCAUGUACAGAUUUAAUGGAUAUGACCAGAGACUCGUGAAGUCACUUGAAGCAGCCUUGAUGACAAUGACUGCACUUGAUGGAAAAACGGACAAAGUGCAGUACGACAUUAUUGGACAUUCUGGAGACUCUCCAUGCGUGUCAUUUGUAAAGACCGAUCAUCAUCCCAAAAACAACAAAGAACGUCUGGAUACAUUGAAACGCAUGAUUGCGCAUACGCAGUACUGCGUCAGUGGUGACAAUACGGUAGAGAGUUUACAAUUUGCAAUCAAAGAAUUGGCCGCAAAGAAAGAUGAUUUUGAUGAAACCGUUGUCAUUUUGGUGUCAGAUGCUAAUUUGGAAAGGUAUGGAAUUCAACCAAAGGAAUUGAAAGAUGCAAUGGCUAAAGAGCCAAAUAUCAACUCAUUUGUCAUUUUCAUUGGGUCGCUCAGUGACGAAGCCGACCAGCUACAACGAGAGUUGCCUGUUGGAAAAGCUUUUGUUUUAAAAGACACUUCUGAGCUUCCAAAAAUUAUGGAGACCAUUUUCUCAUCAACUAUUGCUCAAUAGUGAACUUUUAUUUUGUUUUAGCUGUUACCCUCAUUUAGAAUUACAACGAAUAAAUAUGUAU
Molecule: messenger RNA, 5499 nt
Organism: Caenorhabditis elegans
Lineage: Eukaryota; Metazoa; Nematoda; Chromadorea; Rhabditida; Rhabditidae
Gene: vwa-8
Product: VWFA domain-containing protein
Exons: 28
Coding region: 24-5438 (1804 amino acids)
Molecular function (GO): ATP hydrolysis activity; ATP binding
Source: RefSeq, marked reviewed